Physella acuta is the source of this 2889-nucleotide messenger RNA. RefSeq names its product pinin. Gene Ontology annotation, cellular component: catalytic step 2 spliceosome. The record is from RefSeq and is a predicted model, not a curated record. NCBI's taxonomy places the organism in Eukaryota, Metazoa, Mollusca, Gastropoda, Physidae.
AUUUUUCGCGAAACAAACAUGGCGGAGUUGUCAGGAGUGGAAGUUUUGCAAAGCGAAAUCGAAAAAUCUAAAGACAAACUUAAAUACUACAAUGAAAACUUCAAGAAGCUAACCGGGCGUGAUCCCGGUAGACCAGGACCAAGGCGUAUGCUAAGUGGAGAUGGACAUGACAGAGAUGAAGAAGGCUAUUCUGGCAGAAUGGCUAGAGGUAGAGGCAGACUAUUUGGCUUGGCCAGACGUGGCAUUAUGGAAGAGAGUGGACCUCCAGCUAAGAGAAGAGCUGUUGGUGGAGCAUUCUCUAGGUUAGGUCCAGUGCCAGCGUCUGCACGUAGGAAGGAAAGGGAAGACAGCCCAUAUGAAGAAGAGCUACCCCAUAAGCUGUCUGUACACUCCUCCGUGGUAUCUACCUCUAGAGAAGCCAAAAAUAGACAGGAGAUUAUGCAAGAACAAACAAAAGAUAAAGAAGGGAUGCAGAGGAACAGAAGAAUGUUUGGGCUACUGCUGGGAACACUGAACAGGUUUAAAACUGAAUCUAAAACCUUGGAGACAAAGGAUGUACAGAGAAAAAAAAUUGAGGAGAAACUUGAAGUGAAUGCCGAGAAGGAGAAGAGGAAGUUCAAACAGGAGACCAAACUUCUGAUAGAGGAGCUGCACUUGGAGCAGUCAAAGAUUACCAGGCUGGAACAGAAGAUGGAGAUGGUCCAGGAGCAUGCUGAAAGGGAAGUGGAAAUGGAGAAACUUAAAAACUUCAUCGCUACAAAAUCCAAACCACGCAUCUUCUGGAAACCUGUACAGAUGUCCACGCUGAUGGAAAAUAAAUUGAAGGACUCCAAAAAAGUGGUUGAUGAAAUGUUACAAGAAGGAAAAGACAGGCUUGAAAAAGAGAUAAAAGAGUUGAUGGAGCGAGAAAUCAAACGAGAAGAGAGGAUUAAGAUGAGGCUGCGGGAGGAUGGUCUUUUUGGUGAUGAGGAGGAGAUAGAGGGGCAAGAGGGGGGUGCUGGAGUCAAGGAAGGGGGUGGUGGGGUGGUAGCUGAGGAGGUUAAACAAGAGCUGGAUCAGAGCAGGUUGAGUAAGGAGGCGGAGGAGGCUCACUCGGAGGAGGAAGAGGAGGAAGAUGAUUCGAAGGAGAUAAAGAAAAAGUCUAGGAGGACGGUGGUUGUUGAGAAGGAUGGGGGGAGCAGUAGUGCAAGUAGUGGGGAGGAAGAUAGUGGGGGGAAGGAGGUAACGCAGGUGGCGGAUGCUAAAAGAAAAAUAUUGGUUAAGGUAGAGGAGAAUGGGAAUGAAAGUAGUUCUAGUUCAGACGAAGAGGAGGGGGGUAAGAAAGUAGAAAAAGAGGGACAUAGUUUGAGUAAAGAGGUGGAGAGGGAGGUUGUGGUUAGGGGUGUGGUGCCAGAGCCAGAGGCACAUGUAGCGUUAAGUAAAUCUAAGGGGGAUAGUGAUGAUGAAGAGAAAGACAAAGAGAAGGAUAAACAAGAGGAGAGAGAGUUGAGGAGAGAGAAGAGGAGAGAGGCAAGUGAAGAUACAGAUAAGAGGAGGCACAGGCGAGAGGAGGGUAGAAAGAGGAGGGAUUCUAAAGAGAGAGAGCGAUCAGAUCGCGAGAGGUUUAAAAGAGAUAGAAGGGAGGAUAGGAGGGGUAAAGAAAGGAGCUAUGAAGUAGAUAAGAGGCGUCGUAGCCGAGAGAAAAGGCAAGACAGUAGCAGUGAGAGCGAGGUGGAGAUAAAAAAAGAGAAGAAAGAUGACAGAGAGGGUAAGGUGAAGAAGAUUAAAGAUAGACACUCGGAUAGGAAAUCUGGGGAGGACAGAGUCAGGGAGGAGAGUGAGUUAAAGAGUAAGCAUUCAGCAAAGGGGGAGGUUGAAUCAGGGGAGGACACAGAUUAAAAAAUAUUUUUUUCGCUGGUUAAAUUAUUUUUCUUCCAUGGUCUUAACUAGCAAUGUUGUGUUAUUAUGAAAUUAUCAAAUGUAAAUAGUUAAUUGAUUGAACAAUUUGUAUUGUAUGGUUUUUGUUUUGUUAGUUUGAUACCUAUUAUGACAUUUGGGUAUACACUGUUAAGGUGGAGCAGUGUGCAAACUUCUUUUGGCUGGUUGCUCAACAUCUUUUACACUACUUCCAUAAUCUAAAUUGUAAUUCCUAACAUAAGUUGAGGAUUAGGAAAAAUAGUAAUGUUGAAAGUUUUAAAUUUUUUUGAAGAAAUUAGCUAAGGAAGUUGUACACUGUCUCCACAGACUAAUGUUGAUUCCACAGCCACACUUCUAUUUAGGUCCUGCUGUAUCAUGGUUAUCUAUCUGUAUCUAAACUCCUUCAGUUAUCUCCCAUGUCAUGUUUCAACCACAUCUAACGCCCUUCACUGGUUAUCUCCCAUGGCAUAUUUUUACAACCACAACUGAACUGCUGUUGAUGUUUCUCUGUUGUUGCAUUCUUCUCCAGACCAGUGACCUAUCAUCUUUUAAAUCCUCAGCUUCUCUUCCUUUAAAAAGCUAUUUGGGUGGUUUGUGUUUUUCUCUGACCAUUUAUUUUUACUCCAGGCAUAUUUUCAGGGCACUUGGAUUAUGGUAAGUAUACGCACAAUUCAAUGUCAAGCUAAACAUUUGUUCUUUCAAUAGCUAGAUCUAAUAGCUAUUCAUUUUUCAGAAAAAGAUUUAAUUUUAAAUUUUCUAUCUUUACACAUUUUUAAAAGAUUGUAUGGUUAGCAAAAAGCUUCUUUAGAUUAGUUAUGCUCGUUUACAUGUUAAUUGUUUAAUAUAGUGUUAAAGCAAUUUGAAUGAGACUACCUGGAAUAAAAUGUUUAUAUCUAGAAUUAUUUGAAGGCCGUAAGGCUUAAAUAUCUUACUCUGUUGUAAGUGUUAAGUAUACCUUGUUUGUUAUUUAAAUAAAUUUAUUGUUAUUUCAUG